ACAAGAAGUACCAAAACAGGAAGAAAGGCGGCCCUGGGCAACAACGCAGAUACUGGCAGUGGGAGCUCGAAGAGCCUCGAAGCACAGGAGAUGAAGACGUGAUUGGAUCAUAGAUAAGGGCUAACCUACAGGGUUUGUCUUCAAAAUUCACUAUCAUCAUCAAGAGCGCGUUUCAGCCUCGUCUGAGCACAAGUCACGCGAUCAUAUUCGAAGUUCAUCCCUAGCCAGGGCGGGAUACUGUUAUCAAGGUGUUAAACAGGCACGCGGCUAUGAAUGUGAAGCUGGGCAUGAGUCAUGAGGGCGCUGAGCCUAUACAACUGUUGUACUAUAUCGCAAGCAUGUUGUGCUUCACAUCAAGACCUUGGCCGGAGUUCUCACCGUAAAUGCAAACGACAAGGUUUAGCCGUCAGCGCCUGGUCAGAUGGCAAUUCUGGCAAUGGAUUCAAGCACCGAGCUAAUUUCCGCGACGAUCUUCGUAUUCUGCGCAUGAGGUAUGAUUGCAGGGUGUGUUGCACACUUAUCAAGGCUUCUUUGCCGUCUCAGCAAGCAAAGACGUUGAGCUCCCGACCUCUCAGGAUGCGUGACAGGGUACAGGCUUCAGUGCUACCCGAGGACAACACGAAUUGUAUGCCGUUCGAGGAUAGUAGUGCUGCCUGUGCAGCAGCAAUAAAUGAUUGGUACUGUAAUAGUAUAGCACUUCCGCAGAGUCCGGACAGCCACAACGCACUCCGUGGAGCUGAAGCAUUGGGUAUGCUGGGGAGAGUGCCAUAGGCGACCCCCACUACCUUGCAGGCAUCGGCGUGAUCAGGAGCGAAGUGCGAAGCCUCAAAGAGAUCAGCGAUAGGCAAAACAGCUCUUCGUAGCUGUCGCUGUACACGGACAAGGUCGGGUGCAGGGAGCACGAGGGCGGUGAGUGAAGGAGUGAGUCGUGCAU
Molecule: messenger RNA, 934 nt
Organism: Exophiala viscosa
Lineage: Eukaryota; Fungi; Ascomycota; Eurotiomycetes; Chaetothyriales; Herpotrichiellaceae
Exons: 1
Coding region: 295-771 (158 amino acids)
Source: RefSeq, a predicted model, not a curated record